This is a messenger RNA of Ornithorhynchus anatinus (platypus), 1856 nucleotides long. RefSeq names its product glypican 2 (gene GPC2). Gene Ontology annotation, biological process: regulation of protein localization to membrane; smoothened signaling pathway; cell migration. Lineage: Eukaryota; Metazoa; Chordata; Mammalia; Monotremata; Ornithorhynchidae. Gene Ontology annotation, cellular component: cell surface; synapse; extracellular region. The transcript is spliced from 10 exons. The coding region runs from base 132 to 1856 and encodes 574 amino acids. The record is from RefSeq and is a predicted model, not a curated record.
CAGUCCGGACGCCCGCUUUUCCGGGAUCGCGCUCUUUCUCCGGCCGGCGGAGGGUCGGCGCGGGCCCGGGCCGGGCCGGGCGGGCCGGGCCGCUCUUCCCCCGCCUUCGGGACCCGCUUCCUCGCGGGGCGAUGGCCGCGCUCCGCUCGCUGCUGCUGCUGCUGCUGCUGCUGCCGCCGCCCUGGUGGCCCGGGCCGGGGGGCGAGGCCCGGGCGGGCCGGACCUGCACCGAAACCCGGCAGGUGCUGGGGGCUCGGGGCUACAGCCUCAACUUGCUCCCUCCCGCCCUUAUCUCAGGGGAGCACCUCCGCGUCUGCCCCCAGGAUUACACCUGCUGCUCCAGCGAGACGGAGCUGAGGCUCAGCCGGGACACCGAGGAGGCCUUCCGCGUUCUGCUGGAAGAGAGCGGCUCCUUCCUGCUCACCACCCUGGCUGCCCGGCAGCGGAAGCUCGACGAGUUCUUCCGGGAGCUUCUGGUGACGGCGGAGCGGUCCCUGGCCCAGAUGUUCUCGCGCUCCUACGGCCGCCUGUUCGCCCAGCACGCCCCGGUGUUCGGGAGCCUGUUCUCCCAGCUGCGGGCCCACUACGGGGGCGCGGGCGUGGCCCUGGACGAGGCCCUGGACGGCUUCUGGGCCCAGCUCCUGGAGCGGACCUUCCCCCUGCUGCAUCCGCACUACCACUUCCCCCCGGAUUACCUGCUCUGCCUGACCAAGCACAGCGGGCAGACCCGCCCCUUCGGCGACGCCCCCCGCCAGCUCCGCCUGCAGGUCACCCGAGCCCUGGUAGCCGCUCGGGCCUUCGUCCAGGGCCUGGCGACCGGCAGGGACGUGAUCGGCACGGCGGUCAAGGUGGCCAUCACCCCGGGCUGCAGCCAAGCGCUCAUGAGACUGACCGGCUGCCCCCUGUGCAGGGGGACCCCCGGACUCCGGCCGUGCGCCGGCUUCUGCCUCAACGUGGCCCGGGGCUGCCUCAGUGCGGGGGGUCUGGACCCCGACUGGGGGGGCUACGUAGACGCCCUGUUGCAGGUGUCGGAACGUCUGGAGGGGCCGUUCUCCAUGGAGCUGGCCGCCCAGUCCAUCGCCGUGAAGAUCUCCGAGGGGCUCAUGUUUCUGCAGGAGAACAGCGUCCAAGUGUCCGCCAAGGUGUUCCAGGGCUGUGGGGGGCCUCGCCCGGCCCCUGCCCGAGCCCGCCGGGCCCCCCCGCCUCGAGACGAGGUCGGAAGGAGGUUCCGGGUUUUCCCCCCUGAAGAGGAAAGACCGACUACGGCGGCCGGCACCAACCUGCACCGAUUGCUGACUGAGUUGCGGGAGAGGCUGCGACGGAUGCGGGGUUUCUGGGCGUCCCUCCCCCUGACCCUGUGCAGCGACGAGCGGAUGUCGGCCGGCGUGGGAGAGGAGGAGCGUUGCUGGAACGGGGCGGGGCGGGGGCGGUACCUGGCGGCCGUGGUGGGAGCGGGACUGUCGGAGCAGCUGGCCAACCCCGAGCUGAACGUGGACGUGGCCGCCGGGCCCGACUUGGCUACUCGGCGGCGGCGGCUUCAGCUCCGGGCGGCCACGGCCCGGCUCGGCGCGGCCGCGCUCGGACGGGACCUGGACCUGCAGGACGCCGACGAAGACGGCAGCGGGUCCGGGCUGGGAGAGCGCUACGUGGACGACUGGGCCGCCGCCGCCGCCCCCCCGGCCCGGGGGCCCCGACCCCCCCGCAGGGACACCCCCGGCGGGGGCAAGGGGGGCCCGGGGAGCGGGCGACACAACCAGGGCCGGGGGGCGGCCGGGCGGGUCACGGUCCCCGAGGGCCUUCUCCUUCUCUUCCUCCUCCUCCUCCCCUCCGGCCUGGCCCUGUUGGGACUUCGGUAG